UAUAUUUCAAAAUUAUUGCUUAAUUAAAUAUCGAUUAGCAGUAAUGUCUCUCUUUGCCUCUUAUCCAAUUAAGGUCCAAAGUGACAUUAACGUAACUUUAAAAUCUUAUAAACAAUAAAUCUUCUUUUACUCCCAUUUUGUGUGUCAGAGAGAAAGAAAGAUUUGUAGUUGAAGCAGCAGUUGCUGUUUGCUCUCUCCAUCUCAGCUUUGCUUACUAAACAAACAAUAUACCAGAGGGAAGUUAGGCCAACGGUUAGCUAGCUUCUCUCCGAACUUGCGUUUUCCCUUGGAAUCAAAGCAAAGCUCUUCUGGCUUUUGCAGUUGAGUUCUUGGUCACCAUCUGAAACCCAAACUUCACCUGCCUGUCAUAUUCUUCCAACCCCCAGUCUGCUUCUCUUUCUUUAUUUCACAAUCUUUCUACUUACACCUCUUCUCUGCUUCUGCUGCUUAUUCAGGUUCUUGCUUAAAUACCCACUUGAGUUUUUCAUGUUUUGUGUGUGCUUUGGGGAGCUUUGAUUCCAGUUCCUUGUCGAGUCAAAGCUUUUUAGUGUAAAGGCAUCUUUUGUUGUAUUCAGGCUUAUUUACUUAUACACUUUUUCAGUUCUUCAAUUCUUUGAAUCUUGAUUUUGUGGGUUUUUGCAGCUGGUGCAGAUUAAGUGGUGUUCUUCAAUUGAAGAACUGCCUUUGAUUUACGCUUGAAGGUUGAAAUUUUCAUUGGAUAGCACUUUGGUGUUCAAGUAUUUGGUCCCACCACUCAGCCCUGUUGGUAUUUGCAUUUUUGCCUCACUGAAUUCUCAUGAUCAGCUAAAGCUUUCAACUAUAAUCUAUUUUCAAUCCGUUCUUUGAUUCCCAAUACAAUAAUCGUGAGUUACCAACUAGUCACACAGAAUUCAUGCUGGUAUUCCGUUUCCUGUUAAUUCCGUCUAACACUCGUAUAAGAUCAUGCUGUAGCUUAAUAGCCAAAACUUGUACGUCUUCAUCAAACCAGUUUUCUUUCCAUAUUUGAGCAGUUUAACGCUCAAAUCCUAAAAUUUUUACCUUCAAUACUCUCAAAUGAAUACCCGCUAUUUCUCUCCACCAGACUCGUUGUGUAAUUCGGGUACCGCAGUUUCAUUUUCAGCAAAUUCUGCAGUAGGGGAGGAUCAUGAGCCUGUGAUCACCAGAAACAGACCGUCUCGUACUCCCUCUUCUACUUUCUUGAUAAGAAUGGCAAUGAGGAUUUCAAGAGCAAGGUGGUUCACCUUCUUGAGAAGAGUAUUUCACUACCAGAAUGGUUCAAGAUCCAAUCUUGGGUCUAAUCCUUUCAAUUCUAGCACUUGGAUGAUGCUGGAAUUUAUAGCGUUGAUUGUUCAAAUAAGUAUGACCACAUUCACUUUGGCAAUUUCCAAGGGUGAGAAACCUGUUUGGCCUAUGAGAAUAUGGAUUGUUGGUUAUGAUAUUGGCUGUCUCCUUAGCCUGCUGCUACUUUAUGGGCGCUACCGCCAAGUUCAUGUGACUCAAGGAGAAAGUUUUGGCCUUUCUGAUUUAGAGGAGCAGAGGGGCGGUGACGACUCCAGGUGCUCACAUCUGAUGAACAAAUGUCGGACAUCUCUGGAGCUAUUUUUCGCAAUAUGGUUUGUAAUGGGUAACGUUUGGGUCUUUGAUUCCCGCUUUGGAUCUUUCCACCGGGCUCCAAAACUCCAUGUUCUCUGCAUCUCUCUGCUUGCUUGGAAUGCUCUGAGCUACUCAUUUCCAUUCCUACUGUUUCUGCUGCUAUGCUGUUGUGUGCCACUCAUUAGCAGUGUCCUUGGAUACAACAUGCAUAUGGGGUCUGCUGAAAGAGGGGCAUCCGAUGAUCAAAUCUCUAGCCUACCAAGCUGGAAAUAUAAAGCAGUCGACACCAAUUUGGAGACUGGCAAUGGUGUUGAUUGCAACUCAACCCUUGCAAGUGAAGAUCCUGAAUGCUGUAUUUGCCUAGCCAAGUACAAGGACAAGGAAGAAGUAAGGCAGUUGCCAUGUUCACAUAUGUUUCACCUCAAGUGUGUAGAUCAUUGGCUCAGAAUUAUAUCUUGUUGCCCACUUUGCAAACAAGAACUGGAGAGAUAAACAUCAAGCUGAAAAUGGAAAGCUGAAGCUUUUAUUAGGAUCUUUCCCCCCCCCCCCCCCCCUUAUUCUGCUUUUAUUGCUCUGUGUGAUUCUCAUGUAUUUACAUGAUUCCCUAUUUCUCUUCUUUGAGUUGUGUAUUUAUAAGGUUACUUGAGCGAGUGCUUUGCUUGUACAGUGGAGCUCACCAGUAACCAUAACACCAUAUCUGUGAUGGUGUAUAUGUGAGGAAAAUGAUGGGGUGGGGUGGGGGGGGGGAACUGCUUGCUUCCUAAAGGUAGCAGCCAGUCCAUCUGUCCUCAAGAUUACCCCAUAUCCUGAAUAUGAUUUUUUACACUGUAAUACAUAUUUUCAAUACAUGUACAUCAAAUUUUUACAUAAAACAAUUGCAAUACAGAUUCAUUGCAGGCUAUGUGGUCAUUC
Manihot esculenta (cassava) is the source of this 2505-nucleotide messenger RNA. RefSeq names its product E3 ubiquitin-protein ligase At4g11680. Bases 1054 to 2085 code for a protein of 343 amino acids. Lineage: Eukaryota; Viridiplantae; Streptophyta; Magnoliopsida; Malpighiales; Euphorbiaceae. The record is from RefSeq and is a predicted model, not a curated record. The transcript is spliced from 3 exons.